AUGGGGUCGGAGAUGUCUCCUUCUAUGCGUCACACAUUUCACGACAAAAUUAUAAUACCCUCUGCAAGGGUACAAUAAUUGGACCGUAAAUUGUGCAGUUGAUAACACCAAACGUUGCUUCUUUUUGUUUGCGGCGUAGACUCUCUAUCAGUAAUAAGUAUAUAUUCUGUAAAUUGCAAAGUUAUAAAAUGCAAUAGAUGUGCAAUCAAUCUACAAUUCAUAAAAGUUAGCUCGGCGAAACAAGCUGUGAAUUCUGCGAUGUUUUCAAUAAAAUUAAAUGUGAAAUUCUUAAUCUUGUUUAUUUACGCACUGGUGCAAAUUUGUUGUGGCAGUGUUCCAGCUAAAAACUUGAGUUGUGCCGCUGAUAAGGAGUUGGAUAAGAGGUGUGAAACCUAUUGUUACCGUGUGGUUAAACCUCUCCUACAACACGCAUCUGACGCGUACUUAAAAGAACAAGAGUUUACAAAAUUACUGGCGAAAGUUCAACAACAAGAGAUCAUAAUCAAAAGCAUCCAAGCAGACCAAGCCAUUCUGCAAGCUAAACUUGAUGCUCAAAAUCAUUCAUUAACAUUAUGCAAUGAUCUGUUAGCCACGAAAGAUGCGCUUAUCGAAUACAAGAACGCUGAUAUCAAAGAAUUGCAAACUAAGCAAGAGAACAUAACCAAGACCAUGCAAGUAGUUCAACACAAUUUUCAAGCUAAGGUUGAUGCUCAAAAUCAUUCAUUAACAUCAUGCAAAGGUCAGUUAGCCGAGAAAGAUGCGCUUAUCGAAAACAAGAAUUCUUAUAUCAAAGAAUUGCAAACUAAGCAAGAGAACAUAACCAAGACCAUUCAAGACAAUCUUCAAGCUAAAGUUGAUGCUCAAAAUCAUUCAUUAACAUUAUGCAAUGAUCUGUUAGCCACGAAAGAUGCGCUUAUCGAAUGCAAGAACGCUGAUAUCAAAGAAUUGCAAACUAAGCAAGAGAACAUAACCAAGACCAUGCAAGUAGUUCAACACAAUUUUCAAGCUAAGGUUGAUGAUCAAAAUCAUUCAUUAACAUCAUGCAAAGGUCAGUUAGCCGAGAAAGAUGCGCUUAUCGAAAACAAGAAUUCUUAUAUCAAAGAAUUGCAAACUAAGCAAGAGAACAUAACCAAGACCAUUCAAGACAAUCUUCAAGCUAAAGUUGAUGCUCAAAAUCAUUCAUUAACAUUAUGCAAUGAUCUGUUAGCCACGAAAGAUGCGCUUAUCGAAUGCAAGAACGCGGAUAUCAAAGAAUUGCAAACUAAGCAAGAGAACAUAACCAAGACCAUGCAAGUAGUUCAACACAAUUUUCAAGCUAAGGUUGAUGCUCAAAAUCAUUCAUUAACAUCAUGCAAAGGUCAGUUAGCCGAGAAAGAUGCGCUUAUCGAAAACAAGAAUUCUUAUAUCAAAGAAUUGCAAACUAAGCAAGAGAACAUAACCAAGACCAUUCAAGACAAUCUUCAAGCUAAAGUUGAUGCUCAAAAUCAUUCAUUAACAUUAUGCAAUGAUCUGUUAGCCACGAAAGAUGCGCUUAUCGAAUGCAAGAACGCUGAUAUCAAAGAAUUGCAAACUAAGCAAGAGAACAUAACCAAGACCAUUCAAGACAAUCUUCAAGCUAAAGUUGAUGCUCAAAAUCAUUCAUUAACAUUAUGCAAUGAUCUGUUAGCCACGAAAGAUGCGCUUAUCGAAUGCAAGAACGCGGAUAUCAAAGAAUUGCAAACUAAGCAAGAGAACAUAACCAAGACCAUGCAAGUAGUUCAACACAAUUUUCAAGCUAAGGUUGAUGCUCAAAAUCAUUCAUUAACAUCAUGCAAAGGUCAGUUAGCCGAGAAAGAUGCGCUUAUCGAAAACAAGAACGCUGAUAUCAAAGAAUUGCAAACUAAGCAAGAGAACAUAACCAAGACCAUUCAAGACAAUCUUCAAGCUACGAAUUGCAAACUAAGCAAGAAAACAUAA
Drosophila montana is the source of this 1956-nucleotide messenger RNA. Its product is annotated as putative autophagy-related protein 11. Lineage: Eukaryota; Metazoa; Arthropoda; Insecta; Diptera; Drosophilidae. The transcript is spliced from 3 exons. Bases 259 to 1956 code for a protein of 565 amino acids. The record is from RefSeq and is a predicted model, not a curated record.